This is a messenger RNA of Rotaria sp. Silwood1, 6117 nucleotides long. Lineage: Eukaryota; Metazoa; Rotifera; Eurotatoria; Philodinida; Philodinidae. The record is from the annotation of a GenBank genome assembly.
AUGCCAAAAUAUAGGUCAGACUCUAUCAAUGACGAUUCAAUAUCAAAACCAAAAACGGCUAAAGAAGAACUUGUCAUUGAUCAACUAUGCAAAAUCAUUUUGACGAUUCAUGCACGUCAGGAAUUUGUAUCAGUUCAACGUGUUGAAAAAGAACUAUUUGAAUAUUUUGAUGUUCAUUCAUUUCGUGAACUAGGUGUUGAUCAACGUAAUCUUACACCAUUGACCAAUCUAAUUCAACGUCAUAAAUCUGUAAUACUUUACAUGCAAAUUUUUGAAAGAGUUUUCAAUUUAUGUACUCUACAUGAUCUCGGUCCGAUAUUAGCUAAAUUUCUUCAACUUCAAAAAUAUGAGGAUGCUCAUUUGGGUCCACUUGAUAAACAUCCUGAUGUCAAACGUAUAUUUCAAUACAAACGACCAACAUCGAGCAAUGCAGUUACUGAGAUUACAACAGGUGACGUUAUAAAUGCAUUUCUUGAUUUUCAAGCAAAAUAUCAUGGUCCUACACGUAUGCCCUUUGAUGAGUUUCUCGAAGAGCUAGUCAAAGAAUAUAAAGUAGAAAAUCGUGAGCAACUUGGCAUUUUCUGUCGAUCAUUUCCAUACUUAACUCAGGUGACAAGAAAAUUGACACAAGAACAUCGAAUACAUAUUCGUCGAUCUGAAUUAACUGCUCGAUCAAAUAUCAUACAAAUAGCUCAACAACGAUAUAUAGAAUUAAUCAAAGAAUUAAAAGAUGAAUUUCAAAUUCCAUUAGAUAAAAAGAAAAAAUCACCUACGGCUGUUUUCGAUCAUCUAAUUGCAAUUGUCGAAAAAUAUUUGAUUGUAUCUGAACAACAAGUCGUUCGAGAUACAUUGAACAAAUUUCGUAAAGAUGAAUUAUUACAAUGUCUAUUCAAUGUCAGUAUUUGUUUGGGAACAAUCAAAAAACCAGAUGAAUUAAUGAUAGAAUUAAAAAAAUUCUAUCAACCUUCAAUAGUUACUUCAACGCAACCAACUACGAUGCAAACAUCUUCAUUAUCACAUGCUAAUCAAUCGUCUCAUAAUAAGCAAUAUCAAUCGAUAUCGUCCAAUCAAACAUCCCCGAUGCAAAAUACUUUAAUACACACAACUGUUGAUACAUCAUUUGAACAUACGUUAUUAUCUUCAUCAGUACCACCAAUAGUCAAACCUUCAAUAACUCUUAAGCAAUUAUGUGGAGAUCUUGGUCAAUAUCUAAAACGUUACGAUAGUAUUCUGACUAUAAAACAAUGGGCUGAAGUUGAAAAAACAUUUUGUAGUCAGCAUGGAAUCGAAAAUUUCUUUGGCUUUUGUAUGAUCAAUGAUGACGAUGGCGGUCAUCUUCCACUUAGUCUUAUUUCAUUCCUUCAUAUGAAUCGUCAAAGAAUCGAUCCAAAUGGACAACUAUCUGUGUAUGAAAAUGCUAUACCAACGGGUAAUCGACGAGAACUAUAUACAUUUGUAAAUCAACUUCUGAGAAAUUAUGAUAAUCGAGAAGAACAUUCAGAUGCACAUAGACCAAUAUGUUUCAGUACCGAUCAAUUAUCAGCUAUUGAAAAAGGUAUUAAACACAAAUUUGGUGGUUUGCUCGGCUUCCAAGGACCUACUCAAAUUAUUAAUAAAGCAAAACAACAACAACAACAACAACGACAAGAAACAAAUUCAAUGAUCUAUUUUGAAGAAUCACUCUUAGAUGUUGUCAGCUUAAAUCGACUUGGCAUUUGUCCAUCGAGCCUGCCUGUUGAUGAAGCACAACUUUGCAAACUGAUUCUUCAAUGUCCAAUUAUGAUCGAUCUUAAUACAUGGUUACAAUGGUUGUAUUUCUUUCAACCAAAAUAUGGCUCUCUAAAAUUGUUCAUUAGUCGAAAACAAACAGAACUCAAUGGUCUUCUUCUAUUAGAAACAUCGACUCAUGAAUUAUUUCGUUUACCAAUCGAUUCAUCUUUGACACAUUUCGAACAAGAACUUGCUAAAAUGAAUGUACGAUCGGCAGUUGGACAUCUUUGUACAUCAAUUAUUCUUGAACAUAUUCAUGUAAAUCGAUUACCAUUGAGUAUCUAUCGACAAGUUAUGCAUACAUGGUUUGUUCUACUUCAAUCAUCGGCUACGUUUGGACAUGAACCUAUUGAACCAAUGCAAUAUAUUCUUGAAUUUCUAAUCUAUUUACCAGUUCUUAUCGGACAAACAUUAAUCGUUCAAGAACUUGUACUUGUACCACUCGAUGAUGUAUUUCGUAUGGAUGAUAGAGAUCAGAAAUUAAUCAAUAAUCGAGAGAAACUUUGGUCGUUGGCUAAUGAUAAACAAAAGAAUAAAUUGGAAACCUGGGGUUAUUUAUUUGAUGUUAAAGAAUGGAAGAAUACGACUAAAUGGAUGGAACAAAAUCAAGCACAGAACGAACCAACAAUAAAACAAUCAGUUAAAGUAUCGAACACAACAGAAAUCACUGUCAAAGAAAAUAUUCAACCAAAUGUAGUACAAACAAUAAAUGAUUCUAUUUUAUCGACAACAACAUCACAUCAUUAUGUUAAUAAUGAUAUAGAAAAACGAAUUAUUAGUGAAAAUGAUUCUAUACAAGCUGCAUUUGAACAUAUUGAAUCUAUACGUCGUGGUUUCGGUGUCAAUUGUGGUCUUGAUUCAAUUGGACAAUCAAUUAUAAGUAAUCUUCAAGGAAUGAUUGAACGAAGUCUUGAAAAGUUAUCAAAUGAUCUCUAUUCGGAACAAGGUCAUUUUGUACUUGAACUUAUUCAAAAUGCAGAUGAUAAUCAAUAUUUACCGAAUUGUUUACCAACAUUACGUUUUAUUCUUUCUUCUGAACGUAUUCUUGUUUGUAAUAAUGAAAUUGGCUUUCGACCAAUGCAUAUUUCGGCUAUUUGCAAUGUUGGUGCAUCAACUAAAGGCAAACACAAGCAAGGAUAUGCUGGACACAAAGGUAUUGGUUUCAAAUCAGUAUUUAUGGUAUCCCAUUGUCCAGAGAUUUAUUCAGGAUCAUAUCAAUUUUGUUUUGAUACUGUCAAUGGUACUCAACAAAUUGGUUAUAUUCGACCGAUUUGGUUAGAUAAACCUGCCGAAAUAUUGCCAUCGAAUGACGAAUGGAUAACAUGUAUUCGUCUACCGAUCAAACAAGAUAAACGAGGUGAUCGACUUCAAAGAAAUUUUGAUGAUAUUCAACCAAUACUUUUAUUGUUUUUGAAUCGUCUUCGACAAAUUGAAAUUAUUCGCGAAAAUGAUAAUCAUCACAUUCUUACUUGUAGUACAUUUACACGAAUCGAUCAUGCUCAAGGACAAAUUAUAGAAUUACAAGAACGAACAACACAAACAGAAAACCUUAUCAAACAUUUUUGGCUCGUUGUAAAAAAAGUUGUUCACGUGCCUACCGAUCUCAAAAUGAAAUUGAGCGAAGUAAAAUGCGAUGUUGAAUCAACAACUAUUGCUAUAGCUUAUCCAUUAAAUCCUAUGUAUGAAUGUGCAUCUCGUCAAGUUCUUUCGGCACAACCAUUAUUUGCUUAUUUACCACUUCGUUCCUAUGGUUUUCGUUUUAUUCUACAAGCUGAUUUUGAAAUAACGGCAGCACGACAAGAAAUUUUACGUGAUAAUCGAUGGAAUGAUUGGUUAAAAUCUGAAAUGAUUCAAUUAUUUUCAUUAGCUUAUGAACAAUUUCAAUAUUUACCCGAUUUACUCGAUCAAUGUACACUUGAUUUUCAUCAAACAAAUGUUCAAUUAACAAAAAUUCAAGCUUUAAAAUAUUUUCUCAAAUUAAUACCAACACGAAAUGAAAUCGAUCCAUAUUUUAAUACAUUUGUUGAUAAAAGUAUUCAAGGUUUGAUGGGUAUUAUUCGUUUACCUGUAUUUUGUCAUGAUGAUGAACAAAUUAUUGAUUGGGUUUUACCAUCCCAAUGUGUUAUUGUUCGUGAUACAUUUAUACGAAAGAUUUUCUCACAAGAUUUACUUCUAUCACAUUUUAAUAGUUAUUAUUUACAUGAUGAAUUUAUCAAAGAAUGUGACGAACAAAUUCUUAUUAAAUUAGGUUGUCGUCGAUUAGAUUUUGCCGAUAUUCUCAAAUUAAUUCGUACAUUAUACAAACAAAAUGAUCAAAUACAUUCAACAAAAACAACGAGUAUUGAACAAAUUGCUCAAUGGCUUCUUUGUAUUGAUUAUAGUCUACAACAAGAACGUGAACGACCUGGUUUUAAUAAUGAACAUGAUAGUGGUGAUGAAACAGAAAUGACGACUAUAAAUGAAUUAAAACAAUUGAAAAUAAUACCAUUACGACAACAAUCACAAUUGGUUUCUUUUGAUGAAUUUGAUAAACGAACAAUUUUAUUUCCACCAAACAAAUCAAUCAAAUUUGAUAAACAUCUUAAAAUCGUUUUGGAUGAUUUGCCAACAAUUGAUGAUCGUCUACUUGAUUAUAUCGAAGAUAAAUAUCCACGACGUAUUGAUUCAAUUAAAACAUUACUAACAAAUUUAGGUCUUUGUGAUGCACGUAAUAUUCGACGAAUAUAUUCAAGUCAUAUUUUGCCUGUCAUCAAUGAUAAUAGUCAAUGGUCGAAAAAAUCUGAUUCUACACUCAUUGCAUAUCUCAUAUGUAUUUAUAAAGAACUUUAUUCACCAAAUCCUGAAACUUUUACGUAUGAAAUAGAACAAUUGAGAAAAAAAAUGAUAAUUAAGACGCUUGAUGGUAAAUUCGUUUGUCUCGGUUCUGAUAAAACAAUUGUUCAUUUAACAUCAUUGUAUGGUUGUUCGACAUCACUCGAACAGUUAAAACUUUCUAAUCAUCAAUUUAUAUUUAUUUCAAACGAUUAUAUUCAACAAUAUCAAAAAGAAUUAUUCUAUCAAGAUAGUGAAAAACGAAAAUUUCUUGCUUUUCUAAAAGAACUUGAUCUUUAUGAUUUCUUUCAAAUGAAUAUUAUUGAUAAAGGUUUUAUCAAUAUUGAACAACUGAUCGAUAGUCCAUGGGCAAAUGAAAUGUCGUCAUUAGCUGAACUCAUACAUGAACCAUUUAUCAUAAAGGAUUGGUAUUCUGAUGAAUUCGAUGCACUUAUUUCAUCGAAAGACAAGAAUAUUCAUCAAUGUAUUCAACUUCUACUCUAUCUUCAUCAACAUCAUCGACGAAUAUCAAUGUAUUAUGUGGCCUCAGUUAUUCCUUCCCGUAUGCGACAUACAAGUAUGCCAUCAGUAAAAGGUGUUGAAUCAUCAUUUUGUCGUUCAAUUCGACAACAUGCCUGGAUACCUGUUGCCGGUGGGCAACUAUUCAAACCAACGGAUGUCUACUAUUUACAUUCGAAUAAUCCAUUUCGUCGUUAUGUACCACAUUUAGAUCUCGUGAAUAUACCAUUGAAAGAUUCUGAUUUUAUUUUUAAUAUUCUUGGACUUAAAAAAGACAUAACUCCAAUGACAAUGUUCGAAUUAUUCAUGCAAUGGUCAUGUAAUUUAGAUAGAGAUUCUCUUUAUCAAAUCAUUAAUCAUCAUGCUAAUUUAGCUAUGACUGAACCAAUACCAUGCACGAUGCCGAGAACAAUGCGUCGAUCAUGUUUAGAUAAAAUUGAAAAUAUUUCUCAAAUCUACCAAAUAUUAAUCACUAAUGACCAAAUUCGUUCAGUUCUUGCUCGUUUUCGUCUAUGGCCACUUAUAUUCAUACCACGAACUGAAGACAUGGGCGAUUUUCUAUAUGUUGAUGAAGUCAUUUGGAAUGAUCCUUAUUCACUUUUAGAUACAACAAAUAAUACGAUAACGAGUCGAAAUUUGACGAAACUAUAUACAUUAAUUCAACCCUAUUAUAAACAAAUACCGACGUUAUCAUCCUUCUUUAUCGAUAUACUUAAGGUUAAACAACAACCAACACUUGAAGAUUAUCUUCCAUUACUAUCAAGUGUAACUAAUAAAGCAAAAGAAUAUAUUUGGCGAUGUAUUGAUGCCAUAACACGUCUUGCAUUCGUCCAAGAUAGUCAAACAUUAGUUCGAGAAAAAUGUGCCAAUUGGGCUUUUAUUCCAUGUUUGGGUACAGGAAAUAAAUUCUGCAAAUAUGAUGAUCCACUCUUCUAUCCACAUGAUAUGGAUAUUGCUCGUCUAUUUACAGACACAUUGUUGAUUGUUAAUCCAUCAGGUAAGAGUAAAAUUCCAUGA